Messenger RNA from Sitophilus oryzae (rice weevil), 1187 nucleotides. RefSeq names its product E3 ubiquitin-protein ligase SIAH1-like. NCBI's taxonomy places the organism in Eukaryota, Metazoa, Arthropoda, Insecta, Coleoptera, Curculionidae. Gene Ontology annotation, biological process: multicellular organism development; proteasome-mediated ubiquitin-dependent protein catabolic process. The coding region runs from base 271 to 1131 and encodes 286 amino acids. Gene Ontology annotation, cellular component: cytoplasm. The record is from RefSeq and is a predicted model, not a curated record. Gene Ontology annotation, molecular function: ubiquitin protein ligase activity; ubiquitin conjugating enzyme binding; zinc ion binding. The transcript has 6 exons.
UUCAAAACCAGUCCCGGUGUAAAAAUAGGGAAGAAAGGUACACUGGCGACCCUUAUUUACUCCGGUGGUCCCUACGACACUGUACAUUGGAAGUAGAAGUACCUGAAAUAAAAAUGUAUUUAGCGUUUGAGGCGUUAGUGAUUUAGUGUGCAAUAUGUGCUGGAAUGAUAAAGAACAAGUUAAGAUGUGUUUUUUGAGGUGAAUGUUUGAUCGUUUUUGUUGAUGUAUAAAUAUUGUUUAAGCAAACAGUUAGUUUAGAGUUAAACAGUUAUGGCGAGCGAAGACCUAGCAAUAAUCAAGGAAAACCUCCUGUGUCCUGUAUGUACUUGUUACAUGUCCGUACCGAUUAGACAAUGCAAAACCGGCCACAGUCUUUGUGAUCAGUGUUUCACGAAAGUGAAGCAUUGUCCGAAAUGUAGGGGACCCAAAUCAACUGCUAGGUGUUUUACUUUGGAAGCUAUUGCUUCUAAAAUAAUACUAACUUGUAGGUUCAAAGAUGAGGGAUGUUUAUUCUCGACCUUAGGCGAUGCAAUGGCCGAACAUGAAAGGCAAUGUCGAUACGGUCUAAUUUGCUGUCCAUUCAAGACAUACGAUCACUGUAAAUGGACGGGGUACAUGAAGAAAUUGGAAAACCACUGUAUGAGGAAGCACACCAAUAAUUUCUACUCCAAAGAAAAGCAGAAGUUUAUAUCCAAGAGUUUUAAAGAAGUCGACAGCUACUACUACAUUUACGUAAUUAUUCACGCAUACGACGAGUUCUUUAGACUAACUUGGGAGCUAGACGACGAGACAGGAAUCACAAAGUGGGCGAUAUAUUUUAUGGGAACAAAGGAAAUGGCAGAAAAAUUUACAUACAAGAUUGAAUUUACCGGAAUCUCUAACUCUGAGUACUCCAAUACGGCCAAAAACAUCGUAUGGAAGUCACCUUGCAGCGUUCUGCCUGAUGUAGAAUCUGUUAAAUUUGUAGGAAACGAUUACCUCAUGGUGCAUAGGGAUCUACUAAACACGUUUUGUGAUGAAAAUGGUGAUUUAAAUUAUACCACCUUCAUCUACAAGUCUGAGUCAUUGAAGAAACAUAGGAAGGCUAGCGAACCAGAACUCGAGAGGGUGAUGAAAAAUAUUAAAUUUUGAGAUUUUAUUAUUUUUUUCUAUUUUUAUAAAAUAUGUAUUAUUCAUUCGCAAUAAAG